AAGUAAUGGCUUCUGUUUGUCAUAAGGUAAAAUAUUGUUAUUUUGUGUAAUACGGGACAUAAUCCUCUGACUUUGUUUACAUAUUGAGACGAAGUGUGAGAUGUAAAGAGAGCUGCAAGAUGGUGCACAGCCCGAGCUCAUAUGCUCACGAUUUUUGGCAACACAAUAGUGAUCAGCAAGUGGAACUAAGCUGUCUUAUGCCCAAUGGAGUAUUUAUUCCACUUGAGGCCAACAAAAAGGCCACACUUCAUGAAAUCAAAGAGGAUCUGUGGGAGGAGGCUACCAAGUUUCCGUUGCACUGGAUGCUUCACGAUGCCUCGUCGUACGUGUUCUCCUGUCUCAACAGCAUGCUGGAGAUGGAGGAGCUGUUGGAUGAAAGCAAGAGACUCUGCGAUGUUAAACCCUUCGUCGCAACACUCAAGGUCAUUGAACGACUGGGCGACAAGGCGGAGAAGACACUCAACGCAAACAUUAGUCAUCUAAUUGGCAAAGGAUUGCACGAGUUUGACUCACUGAAGAAUUCAGAGGUGAACUACUUCCGCAGCAAGAUGAAGGCCCUGGCCGAUGAGAUGGCAAAGAGCAGACAAAAUAAGGCUUGGCUUGAGAGGUUGUACUACCAGUAUCCUCCAAGGGUAGCGCUAACAGACCAGCUGCCUGAGACAGUCAAGUGCGGCCUGCGUGAUGGCAACUACAAACUCACCGUGAAGAACAUUGCUUUUGAGAACACUGCGACUGCGUUCACGUUCAGCGUAGCGCUGCAGACCAAACCUGUCCAGCUUAUAUCGCAGAUUCUCACCAAGAAGGCGUUGAACCUGAACACCAAGGGGGAACACGUCAGUGAGUACGUGCUGAAGGUGUGUGGCCAGGAAGAGUACCUGGUGGGAGACUAUCCCCUUAUACGCUUUGUCUACAUACAGGAGGCCCUUAGUAGAGAGACCAUCCCUACACUGGUGGCUGUGCCCAAGGAGUACGUCAACAUUGAAGUAGACCAUGUAUACGAGAACCCAGACUCAUUAGACGAGCUGAAGAGGCCGCGCCCCUCAUUCAACACCCUCACUCUGCGCAAGAAGGGCAAGUACAUGUCUGCGUGGAACAUCUACGACAGAUUCACCUUCCGUGUGUCUGCCAUCUGCCGGCUCAACUGUGACACAAACCGCAGCGUGGAGGUUGGAGUGCAAGCGGGGCUGUUUCACGGAGGCAAGUCAUUGUGCGAGACUCAAAAGACUGCAGAGAAACUGGUGUCCAAAGACGGCAAUGUUGAGUGGGAAGAAGACUUGACGUUUGAUUUGAAAGUCUGUGAUAUUCCGAGGAUGACAAGACUUUGUUUUGUCGUUUACGAAAUCCUCAAAAGCUCCAAGGGCGUCAGAGCUAGGCGACUGAAAGAUUCCAAACAAGAGCUGUAUGUAAACCCCAUGGUAUGGGUGAACACAACGGUUUACGACUUCAAGACCCAGCUGAAGACAGGAGCGAUGACGCUGUACAUGUGGACGUAUGCGGAGGACACACAGACGGACGACCUGUUGCACCCUCUAGGCACAGUGGUCAGCAACCCUUACGUGGAUCACUCUGCAGCCCUCACCAUAACAUUCCACAAGUACCAUGCAGAACACACAGUGAUCUACCCUUCCAUAGACAAAGUGCUGGAGUAUGCAGACAAACAAGACAGUAUUGAGAGCAUGGAGGAGAAACCAGCUCCACCUAUGAAGUAUAUUGACCACAUCAAAAUGAUUGCUGAACGAGACCCGCUACACGAGAUGCAUGAACAAGAACGGAAGGUGAUCUGGUCAAUGAGGCAUGAACUGGUCAAUCGGGUCCCUAAUUUGUUGCCCAAACUACUGGACUGUGUGGAGUGGAAUGAUCACAAAGAGGUUGCACAAGCCCUGUCCCUCAUCAAAACAUGGCCUAAGCUUCCAGUUGAGAAAGCUUUGGAAUUGCUAGAUUACGCUUACGCAGACCAAUCAGUUAGGAGUUUCGCUGUCCGAUGCUUGAUGGAUGUUAGUGAUGAAGUAUUAUCCCUGUUCCUACUGCAGCUGGUACAAGCACUGAAACAUGAGUCUUACCUGUACUGCGACUUGGUGGAGUUCCUGCUAAGGAGAGCUUUCAUCAACCAGAAAAUCGGCCACUUCCUCUUCUGGCAUCUCAGGUCAGAGAUGCACGUGGCCUCCGUCUCAGUGAGGUUUGGUCUGAUCCUGGAGGCGUACUGUCGUGGCAGUCAGGAGCACAUGCGGACUCUGGAGCGACAGAUCAAGUUCCUGGACAGGCUGAAGACUACCUCGGAGCAGGUGCGACUACGCAAGGACAAGGAGAAGGCUAAACAUUACCUGCAAGAGAUGCUGUUGGACAUGGAGAGUCUGACUAGUGUACAGAGCCCACUAGACCCUAGCUACCGCAUCAAGAGAGUUAGAGCGGAGAAGUGCCGUGUGAUGGACAGUAAGAUGCGGCCGUUGUGGGUCGUGUUUGAGAAUGAAGAUAUCUACGGUGAUGACAUUUAUAUCAUCUUCAAAAACGGAGAUGAUCUACGUCAAGACAUGCUUACUUUACAAAUGAUCAGAAUCAUGGAUCGUCUGUGGAAGGACGAGGGAUUAGAUCUGAGGAUGAAUCCGUAUGACUGUAUAUCUACUGACAACAAAGUAGGACUGAUAGAAGUGGUCCUCAAUGCUGAGACUAUUGCCAACAUUCAGAAGGAGAAGGGAAUGUUCUCAGCAACAUCGGCAUUCAAGAAAGGAUCCUUGUUAUUGUGGCUGAAAGACCAUAACCCGACGGAGGCGACGCUUAAUAAGGCAAUCGAGGAGUUUACAUUCUCGUGUGCUGGAUACUGUGUGGCCACUUACGUUCUAGGUGUGGCGGACAGACACAGUGACAACAUCAUGGUCAAAAAGACGGGCCAGCUGUUUCACAUAGACUUUGGCCAUAUCCUGGGGCACUUCAAGGAAAAAUUUGGGUUUCGGAGGGAGAGAGUGCCCUUUGUUCUCACCCAUGAUUUUGUCUACGUUAUCAACAAAGGACAGAACAAGAAAGAGGCCUUGGAGUUUCAGACGUUCCAGCAAACUUGUGAACGGGCUUUCUUGAUCUUGAGGAAGCAUGGUUGUCUGAUUCUGUCUCUAUUUGCAAUGAUGAUCUCCACUGGCCUGCCUGAGUUAUCAUCAGAGAAGGAUCUUAACUACCUUAGAGAUACUUUGGUGCUGGACAUGUCGGAACAAGAGGCUUUGUCACACUUCAAGUCCAAGUUUGACGAAGCGUUGUGCAACUCGUGGAAAACUUCGCUCAACUGGGCGUCUCACAACCUGGCGAAGAACAACAAGCAAUGACGUCCGGACACGGCUAGACUGCUGUACUCGCUCACUGGUGCUGUCUAACCCUAACCUAACUUUCCACAAGCUGCAGUAGGAAAUUCAUUGGUAAAGUAUUAAGUAUUGGAAUCAUGUCAGUACUGUUGACCUUGGAUAGAACUAGACUUUUCAUUCCCAUUCAGUUGUAGUUUUGAAAAAAAAAUGAACAAUGUUGAAUUGAGCUAUCAACAGAGUGAAAUUAGGUAAAUGUUUGAUUUCUGUUGUGUAUGCCAUCUUUUGAACCAACUUAAAACGAGUGGACACGUUAAGAUAUGUUCUUCAGCUUUAAUGCUGACUGGGAGGUUAUUGUAGAUUUCCUACCCAGACACAAUAGCAAAGGUUUAUUAAGAGCCGUUCUAUUCACAGGAAAUUGCAGAUCGCUUCUGUGUCGAGUGUUGUAUUGGUGGCUAUGUAAAUUAAAACCAGUUCUUCAUACUUUAUUUUUACAAAAUACAUCGUUGAGAAAUGUAAACCGCAUAAAUUGUAAUUACAACAGUAACUCACUCUAAAGGUGGCUCAUUCAUCUACGUUCUUAUCUAAUUGCAAAUUGUUGAAUCAUUUGGUCCAUGUAGAUUAGAUGUACUUCAGUAUCCACAAGUCAAUGGUAAAGGGUAUUUUCACAACUGUAAUCCUAAAUGUUGGUAAAGUGUAAGACUUUACCAGACAUUGUAGUGGUGGACAAUUUUCUUGUUGGAAAGAAAGAUGUAUUGCGAUUAAGGAAUUCAACUUGAGACGAGAAUGUCCCUAACAAAGAACACUGGAAUGUGGAACCUAAAGAAUUAAAGACUAUGUAAUUCAUUAAGCCUUUAAGAAUGAUUAGGAAACUCUAAGGCUGAAAUAGUCUGAUGAUGUAGAUGAUUUAACAUAAGCUAUGCGGUAUUUUACUAAAUGAUCGCCCUAAGCUUAAUCGCUCGUAUGUAAUUAAUAGUCAAAUUGAUUAAUAGUUAAAUGUUAAGAAAUCGUUAUACUACCAGUGCCAGCAUCAAUGUGUGUAAAAUAGUCUACUUCUUUUUAUUGUUUUUUAAUUUUGGUUUUUAAUCGUGUGUAUGUCUUAUGAUCAUCUCAAUUUUGUUAGAGAAUAAUGUUUUCCUUUUAAUCAUUUUAAAAUAGAAUCUAAUAUUUUAACAUUGAAUCAUGUAAUUUAUUUUAUUUAUUCAACAAGAUCAUAUUUUUUAUUACUAUACUGUACAUAAUACAUUUUAUCAUUUGAGUUAAAUUUUAAUUUUAUUUUAUAGGAAAUAUUUUUUUAUGUAUACACUUGUUAUAAACAUAUUUUAUCCAGAUGACAAAAAAAUGUGAUUUUUCUUUAAGAAAGGUUUUACAAUUACUUUCUUUGUGGUUUAUGAACUACAUUUUAACUAUUUUAAGCUUUUAAAUCAAAGAUUAAUAGUUUAAUUCUAAUUGAAAAGAAUCACUGUACAGUUGUCAGUAGAAGUAAGUAAUGUGUACAUAUUAGAGCUAAGGUAAGACUAAGCAAUACGACUGUGUGCAAUACCUUAGUGUAUAUGAGUAUAUAAUAAUUAUAUAGUGUAAUGGACACUAACAGUAAUCUACUUCUAUGACAGUUGUGUAAUUUUUAUUGUUUGUUGUCAACACUAUUCAUAGGCUAUUCAGACUUUUGUCCAGGGCUAUUGAGAUUUCUUGGGAAACCUAACUGUAUUUUUAAUGGAACAAACUAAUUCGGUUUACUUUGUUUGUUUCAAUUAGACAGUAUGCAGUCUAUGGAUACAAAAUUUGUAAAAUAACAAAUGCUGUAAAUCUAUUCCUGGAUGUGAAGUUACUAAUCGUCGUAAAUCUACUCACACUUCUGAUGUGCCCAAACCAAUAUUCAAACCACCAAAACCUUGAAAAGUAGAUCGUGCCAACAUUCAUGAGCAACAUUAGUGAUCAUGGCGACGUUGUAACCAGUUCUCAAGAUCAUAACAACAUCUUUGAUUGUACUUCUUAAGCUCAGUAAAAUUGUCACACUAGUAUGCUAACUUUCUUGCUUGAAUUACGAUAAAAAAAAUAGAACACCGGCAAUGACUGAACGCUCAGUCAUUGCUAUUGGUAGAAAUUAAUUAACAGUUAAAAUUUAUUAAUACUUUAGAAAAUGCAUAGACUUUUCCCAGUCAUUAAAAUUCAUCAACAAAUCCCAGUUUCCAAGUUUGCUGGUCACUCUGGAUUGUAAUAAAUUUAAUUCUGUUAAAUUACAAACUGCAAUGCUUGUCUCAGAGCAUUCAAUUUCAUUUAACUUAAGAUUUGCUGAUAAAACGGAAACAGACAAAAUUUCCAUCCCAAUUAACCUAUACUUACCUACCUCUUAAAUUACAAUUACAAAUCGUAACUUUCACCUUUUACAAUUUCUUGUAUAUAACCAACAUAUUUUCACCAUAUUAGUACUUGCUUGUACCUUUACGUGGACAAUGUUUGGAUGCCAAGGAUAGUGUUGACAACUGUUCCUAGAUUAGUUUAGUUCCUAGAAGGAGAGAGUGCAAUUACAAUAUUCUCUCAGACAAUCUAAAAUAUUUUAUUUAUCCUGUAAAUAGUUUUACUUUAUAUGUUUGUUCUUUUCUAAAGAACCAAUUUAAAAACCAAUUGUUACCACAAAAAAUCUCUUUUGUGCUUCAAUAAAGAUGUGAUCCUUUAAAAACUCGUGCAUUUGGGUUUAUAAAAAACAUGAUCAGAAAAAAAUGCAAGUUUAUAGGAUGUAAUUCCUAUAAAUUUUCAAUCCCCAUUAACUCAGCGCCGUUGGUGCUCCAUGUAACAAGGAUUCAAUUUUAUAUUUUUUAUUGGUAUCUUUAAAUUUAUUUCUUUGAUUCAUCCUAAAACAUUUAAAAGCAGUUUCUCCUCAAAAUUGUUCACAUUAAAGACGAGGGUCAGAUAAAUUACUAACAUACUAUAUUAAAGAGUUCCAUGUACAGUAGGCAGUCGAUGAUCCUAAAUAAUAGGGACUAGGGUUGUUCGGAUAGCGGAUUUUUUCAGAUUGGUCAUUAAGAGUAAAAAUGAGAUACCGGUACAUAAUUUUAAUCUCUUUUGAUAACAUUAAAGUACAAUAUGAAUUUUUUACUGGUUUAAAUCCUCCCAUGAUUUUGGCAAAACACAAAAACAUAUAUUGCAGUCUCGGUGACAGCAGCUAUCGUCUCCUGCCAUUUCGGCAUCUCCCAUUAAUAUACGUUGGGUAUGAACAUAUUUACUGGGCUUUGGAUAAUUGGGGCUCUACUGUAGUUGAUAACACAGAAGAAGAUCACAAAACAUACAACUUAAUAUGUAACCAAGAAGUCUUCCUCAGACUAGAGAUAUUCUAAGUGAAUUACUGUAAGCCUAUGUGUUGUAUCUGCCCCUUCAAUGCUUUUUAAGUCAAAUAUUUUUUUCUCCAAGCUAAUCUUCCAAAUUCAUUCAAAAACUGUAAUUGUCCCUUUUUUAAGUUUAACAGAUUUCAAUUCUGUUUUUAAAACCUCCUAGGUAGUUAUAGGUUUUUUUAAGUCUAGUUCCCCAAAUAUUACCUAAUGGUUAUUACAAUUUUUUUACACGUUCAAUGCGGUUGCGCGAUACCCGGCCGCCCCCGGUGGCGGGAACAGCUAAUGUGCUGCGUGGAUGAAUGUGUGAAAACGUUUAAAUCUAGUUUCAAACGUUAGUGUUGACAAAUGAGAGGCAUAUACUGUGUCCCAGUCAUUGUGGACGUAGUUUUACAAGAACCUAGUAAAUAACAGGGAUCAGCACUAAACAAUACUGCUAGCUGGCCCUCAGUAUUGCCAAAUGGAGUGAAAAAUCAGGGGCGAAGGACCCGGAUACACCAUAAGAAAAUACCACAAAAAAGCGGUCAAGCACAAUUAAUUAUGAGGUUAGGUUCCUUCCACAAUGCUACAGUAAAUUCAUUAUCAUUAUUAAAUUGCAUGUCAUUACAUCCAAGCUUAAACCCCACACUAUAAUAAAUAAUUUGUAACAACCCCUACCAUUGAUUAAAUAGUCAGAUCUGAAAACGAAUUUACCAGAUUGAAGUAUAAAACUGGCACAAUAAGCAGCAAGCGAAACAACGUCUCACGGCAGAGACUAACCUUGCAUUGGAACAAUAGUUUUUAAAUGGCGCUUUUACAAGUACACUCGUCGCAUUUAAUUUUCUCAUUGAAUUGUUAACUCUGUUACGAAUAUCCAAAUCUGAAAUAUCUUAAAUUUAAUUGAUAGUGGUUUUAUUGAAGAGAAU
Macrosteles quadrilineatus (aster leafhopper) is the source of this 7512-nucleotide messenger RNA. It is a transcript of the gene Pi3K92E, whose product is annotated as phosphatidylinositol 4,5-bisphosphate 3-kinase catalytic subunit delta isoform. Gene Ontology annotation, cellular component: cytoplasm; phosphatidylinositol 3-kinase complex; plasma membrane. The transcript is spliced from 19 exons. Gene Ontology annotation, molecular function: 1-phosphatidylinositol-4-phosphate 3-kinase activity; 1-phosphatidylinositol-3-kinase activity. Gene Ontology annotation, biological process: phosphatidylinositol-3-phosphate biosynthetic process; phosphatidylinositol-mediated signaling; cell migration. Lineage: Eukaryota; Metazoa; Arthropoda; Insecta; Hemiptera; Cicadellidae. The record is from RefSeq and is a predicted model, not a curated record. Bases 120 to 3308 code for a protein of 1062 amino acids.